AUGGUUUCCUUGGCUUUGGCCUUUUCGCUGAUGUGUCUGGCGAGAAGCUUUGUGAAAGAACUUGCGAGAAAGGAGACAGUGGAGCGCGUGGCUCCCGCUGAGGAAGAGCUACCGGAACUCUGGUACUCACCUUACGGAGAGAAGACCCACUACAAGAGAACCUUUUGGGAAGCAGCAGGAAAGUACCUUUGGCUAAAAGUCUUCAUGGUUGUGGUUCUCAUGAGCAUGUCGUGGUUCAUGGUUUUUGAAGUGAACGAGACCUACGGCUACCCGCUGACCGCGAGCCGCAUGCUGAACUACAAGAACAAGGUCCUCAGCCUCGACAACAAGAACCCCGAGAAGAAGCAUGUGAUAAAGGAGAUUACCCCAGCAGAAGUUGUGCCUGCCGGGAAGAGCCAAGAAGGUGAUCACACAGAACUUUUCACGUUGUGGUCGCAUUUACAUGAGCCCAAUACCGAACCGAGAACGAGAACGAGAUCUACGUCACGAGCUACCUCAAGAAGACGAACGCGUACUCCGAGUUUUACAAGAACAAAAGAAGAAGAAAGUUGCAACUACAGUUUUCAUGAUGGUGAUGUCACGGAGUAUAACGAGAAUUUAAAGAACAACGAAGUGCCCCACUUGAACUACUACAAGAACCUUGCGUUUGAGUUGGUUUUGGAGUUUCAAGAGUACCUUGCGAAAGCAGGAAGAAGCCUUGAGCCCGUCGUGAGCUACGUCGUGCGCACGUGUCACCCAGUUCUACUUCUACUUGGGACCCCGCUUGGUAUGGUCACUUGGAUCUACCUCUAUUUUUGGGUCAGAGUUAAGCAAACAAAAAGAGAACAGUUGAAGAAGAAAGUUUCGAGAAGGAAGUUGCACAGGUCAGUUUGCAGCGUUCUUUUCAGGAAGCGAGUUUGGUUGCAUGCUGUGUUGCUUUACAGUCACAUGGGGAGUGCAGUUGCGAUGGAGGAAGCCUUGCAAAGGCUUACGGACCUCACUGCCCAAAACACACAACAGAUACAAGCACUUGCCCAAGCAAUGAACAGUCAGCAAACACAGGCAGGUACCGCUUCACAGCAGUUACAAGAACUCGCGCAGUCAGUUUCACUACAGCAGAGAGCAAUCACUGAAGCAACCCAAGCAACGAACACAGCACUGUCACAGCAAGCAGAGCUUACAGCCAACGCGGUUGCAGCAACAGGAAAGCUUACAGCAGACGCAGUCACAGCACUGUCGCAACACGCAGAGUCGAGAAGGCCAGGAGAGGUCGAUCUCCACAAGAUGAUCAAAUCACCAGAAGUCUUUGGCCCCACGACGUACAAAGAAGAACGUGAUGGUUUUCUAGAGUUUCGCCUGAAGAUGAGAAGCUGGAUAGGUGCCCUCAACAACGACAUCCUCGAGAAGAUUAACGCAGAAGAGUUGUUCCAGGAAAGUGAUCUUCACCAAAGAAUUGAAGUUAUCCUGGACUCUGGCGCAGACGUUUCUCUUGUGCCCUCGUGGCUAGGAAGAGAAGGAACCCCUUUGAAGGUUCGCCCUGCGUCUAUUCAAGAUGCACAAGGAAAGGCAAUAAAGACAGAAGGAAGAAGGAUGCUGAACUUAACGUUCUUUGACGAUGAUGGAAGCUUUUGUCGCAUCCAGGAAGCCUUCACCGUUGCCUCGGUGAUCAACCCACUGAUGGCCAUAGGCAAGCUGUUUCGAGAAGGUUGGGAGUUGCGAGUCAACGAAGUAGAAGGUAUGUGCCUUACAGAUGGAAGUUCAAGAAUACCAGUGCAUCUCCACAAGAACAGCUUAGCAGCCUACGCCUACGUACAAACUCCUUCAAGAAGCAAAAGCUACACCAGCAGCAACUACAAAAUGGUUCGUACAGUUGUGCAGCUCAACAAGCACAUUCAAGCAGUGAACAGAGAAGAACCUGGUUGGCACAAUACCGACAGCAUGGUCAUUGUCAAGCGUGCCACUCAAAGCAGCUACGAGAACCCAUCUCUCAUGUACAGCCCUACGCACUUUCCGUACAGAAGCACUUUGGUGAAAGAAGAGAGAGGAUGGAGAGCAGUUGAAGUUUCAAGAAAGUACUCCGAGAAGGCAGACCCUUUUGAAGAGUUUGGUGAGGGAGAGAAGGAAGUGGUUACAGCCAUUUCAGCAAAGCCAAUUCCACUUUGGAUUCUUGGCACUCCGUAUGCAGCUGGAGACCGAGCAGACCAAGAAAGCCAUGGUCGUGUUUCCAACUGUCCUGUUCUCCUUGGAGACCUCGAGAACACCAGAUAUACCCAAGGAGACUGUAUCUACAGUACGGAGAUCUACGAACACAGCGACGACUGGAGAGCAGACCGCCUACCUCUACGUGAACACUUUCGUUUGCCGUGGUUUGGUCAAACAAGGUUUCGUGUGAAGCCAGAAGUUGUUGAAGACCUGAAGGCAGAAGCAGCAGCAGAGGAGUUAAAGAAGAAGAAAGAAGAACACUACAAAGAGAAGGAAGACUCAGCAGCACCAGCAGCAGAAGAAGAGAACAAAGAUGAAGAGAUGAGAGAAGCACAAGCAGACCAAGAAGCACCACAAGAAGUUGUUGAAGUUUUGGAGGAAAGCUUCUACCACGAAGGUGUUGAGUACACAGCUGAGAAAAGCAGUCUUAAAGAACUACAAGCACUUUGCAGAGAGUACGGAGUGAAAACAACAGGAAGCAAGAAGCAGCUUUUGAGGAGACUUGCCACAGCAGUCAGAGAAGAGAGACUCAACACACAGCACAAGGAGCAACGGGAACACCACCAAGCUUACCACCUAGCACCACCUCAGGAACCAACGGAAGAGGAGAGAGCGUACCACAACUUGACGCACCUUCCGUACCAGCCUUGGUGUCCCCAUUGCGUUGCUAUGAAAGCACGAGAAGACAGCCACAAGAAAGGAUUGAGCAAGCCAAGCAGCUCUACUGAUUCCGCGAAGCCUGUCAUCAGUUUUGACUUUUGCUAUACAAGCACCACAGGAAGUGAAGAGCCACCUGCAGUGACUCUUGUCGCUGUGGACAGCUGGAGCAAGGCAGUCCUUGCAGUGCCCUGCAAGAGAAAAGGAGGUGCAGGAAGCACAACGCACCUUGCAGAAGCACUUGUGCAGUUCACCACGCAGCUCGGGUACAACACCCUUGUUCUCAAAGCAGACAACGAGAUACGGAGGCAAGUGAACACUAUACUUGAUGAAGAACGAAACCAGCUCGAGAACGAUGAGGCCGCCAGCGACCCUCCGAGUUCGGAGGACAGCAGUGAGGAACAGCAAGCAGUUGAAGACAGAGAAGAACAGAGCGAAAGCAGCAGCAUGAGCGUGACGAGAGAUAGGAAGAGAAGAGCUGAAGUUGAUGAUGACACCCUCUUGGAGGAACUCCAGGCACUUGAGCCACUCACAGCCUCAGCAGAAGCACUUGCAGCACCAGCUGAACCAAGAGCAGAAGCAAGCAAGCACAGUCUUGAGCCUGAGGAACCAAGCUCACCCAGCAAGUCACGAAAGCAGGUCAACAGAGCAGAAGAAGCAGAUGGUUACCUCAACAUGCCUCAUGAUGAUGAGGUUUACGAAGCAGAUGAUGAGUUUUUGUACGAGUCUGAAGAAGAAGAAGAAGAGGAAACAGAGAAAGAACCAACGGAAGUUUCUACCAAGGUCCCCAUCGAUUUCUUCGAUGAGGAGAAAGGACCACCGAACGUGGACCCAGCUUUUCUUCAGAAGUUGGAUGAUGAAGCUACAGUUAAGGAGAUCAAGAGGUUAACAAAGAUGGGAGUUAUUUCGUUGGUUUCUACAGACCCUCAGGAAGCAACUGAGAACGUACCUCUGGUAGACUCAGAACAAGAACUUCACAAGUGGUUGACAACGAAGUUGGUGAAAGAUUGGAGGUUCAGAGAAGCCACAGGUUUUGAAGUUGAAGAAGCCACAGCAGGAAUCACCAGACUGGUGCCCAUGCUGGCUCUCGCCAACAAUUGGGCGAUCUACAGUGUCGACAUGAAAGUCAACGCGACGCAUCCAGCCUUUGGUCCGACUUUUGUGAUGGACUUUUGGUUGAAGAGAAGAAAGAAGGAAGUCAUCGAACCGAUCCUCAAGAACCCCAAGAAGAAAGUGAACCUACAAGUUGAAGGACCUCUUUUGAACGAGGAAGACUACGAGAAAGGAUUCUCUGAAGAAGCCGUGAAGUUUCUCAAAAGGAAGUACACGUACGAGCAUCACGAACUACGAGUACAUAGCGAUAGCAAGUACGUGAAGAAACUCGUGGAGAUCCUCAAGCUGGAGAAGAAGAAGGCCAAGAACUCGCCUUGUACACCGCCUAGUCAAGAACCUGACGUAUCCCAAGAAUUGGACGAGGAACGCUCGAGAACGUACAGAAGUUGUGUUGGCAUUUUGCUGUACGUGGCGCACGACCGUCCGGACAUUCAGUUCGCAGUACGUAGCCUAAGUACUGCCAUGACGAAGCCAACGGAAUGCAAAAGGAAAGAACUGGAGCACUUGGACCUCAAGAACAACCACGUGAACGUUUGCUCGAAGUUUUUAGUGAACUACGACGGCGACUCCUUCGACGAGGCAAAGAAAGAAGUGAAAGAGAGAGCAGAGAAGUUGGAGAAGGAAAAGGAGGAGUUUGAAGAGGAGAAGAAAAAGUUUGAGGAGGAAAAGAAAGCAGCCACAGAAGAGAAGACAGAGUUUGAGGACACGGUGAAAAGGUUUUUGGCAAAGCAGAAGCAGGUGACGGAAAAGGAAGACAAAGUCACAGAGAGAGAAGAGAAGGUAGAGAAAGACCUCGAGACCCUCCAGGAGCAAGCGAAGACCCUAAGCGAGAAAGAGACAGCCCUUGAAGAAGCCGAGGAGAAGGUCAAAGGAAGAGAAGCAGAAGUGGCAAGAAAGAAGAAAGAGGUAGAGAAGAAAGAGAGAAAAGCUCAGGAAAGAACCACCGGCUACGACGAGGAGAGAGAAGAGUACGCCAAGAAGUACGUGGACGACGCAAAGAAGGACUUGGAGAGAGAGCUUAAGGUACUAAAGCAAGAAGAGAAAGUAAGGAACCAGAAGCUCGACGACCUCCAGUACGACUACAAAAGCCUCAAGGACGACUACCAGUACUUCAAGACUUACUCGCAGGAAGUGGACGCCCUUCUACUUGCAGCUAAGGACAAGAUCGUGAAGUACAAGAAGAAGGUCAAGAGCCUCAAGGAAACCAUAGGUGCAGUCUUGUCUGGAAGCGAAGGUGAAGAAGAGACAGAAGAAGCCUACAAUACCAAAGCAGAGGAAGAGAGAGAGAAGACAGAAGAGGAGCCAAAAGAAGAGGAGGACAAGCCCAAAGAGAAAAGGCCAAAGCAGGUAGAGACAGAAGACCAAGAAGAGAAACCGCCAAGCAACCAAGGAGACGACACCGUCACGGACCCGAACGUAACAGAGUUCACGCAGCUUGGGUACGUGUGGGAGUUCAACAAGAAGACGCAAGAGUACCGCGCGAAGUGUGAGGACAAGAAAGGCGCAGCAAGGAUCAAGAAUGCGCCCGUCAAGGGACGCAUGCUCUGGAACAAGGUGACAGAGUGUUUCAGGAAACACAACGUUUGGUUUUGCGACGGCCGAGAACUUGACCGAUUCCUCGAGAGCAAGGAGAACGAGAAGAUCGAGGAGGAAGUGCAGCGACGCCUUGGAAACAAAGGCAGACAGGACAACACAGGAACCAAGGGAAAAGGUCCCUCCUGGGACGACGGCCAGAACGACGGCUGGUGGUACAACGACCAGUGGAACAACGAGAACUGGAACACCGACGACGGCAGUGGUUGGUACGACAACGCGAACCCACAGAACAAAGGCUACUGGCAGACGCCAGAAGAGUGGGCGCAGCAGAACCAGUGGGAGCAGUGGACACCCAAAGGAAAGAGCAAAGGCAAGAAGUCCAAGAACUGGAUGAAGACACAGUGA
Molecule: messenger RNA, 5892 nt
Organism: Symbiodinium sp. CCMP2592
Lineage: Eukaryota; Dinophyceae; Suessiales; Symbiodiniaceae
Source: the annotation of a GenBank genome assembly